AGGUGUUUAAGGAACGGGUGGAUGAAGUGCUGAGGGACAUGGUUUAGGGAGUGUUAGGAAUGGUUGGACUCCAUCAUCCAAUGGGUCCUUUCCAACCUGGUGAUUCUGUGAUUCUGUGAUUCUGUGAUUCUUGCUGCCUCCCCAGGCCCCAACGCGCAUGAGGGAGCUGCGGAGGAGGCUGCGCUGGGCUCCACGGGCACGAGGGGCUGAUCCCCUCCCUGCUCGCAGGGCUUGCACGUAGCAGCCUGCACUGCCAUCUGGAAGCUCCUGCAGCCCCGGCUCGGCAGGUUCCUCCGGCAGAGCCCAGGUUGUGUCCUUGCAGACGGCGUGUGGAGCCGUUGCGGGAGCCGCUCCGCUGCAAGACGCUCCAACAUUGACAGCUUAUCCCAAGGCUGUGCCCGGUGGCAGAGGAGACCCAGGAAGGCUCUUGAUUCCCACCACACAGCCAUGGCAGAUGAAGAGGAACACCCAUCGGCUCUCUCGGAUAACCAGGUCUUCGUGUUGACGUGCAUCUACCUGCUGGCCUCGCUGCUGAGCCUCCUGGGCAGCGGAUCCAUCCUCGCUGUCACCUCCUGGCAGAGGCGGUGCUGCCACAUCCAGCUUCGCCCCCUUUUUCUUCUCGCCCUGGCAGAUUUCUUGGCCGCCGCUGUGCUGCUGAGCACGGCCACCAUCCAGCUGCUGCCAGCCCCGCUCUUCAUCCCGGCGUACGCUGCCUGCCCCUACGGAACGAUGCUGGCCACGACCUUCUACUCAGUCUCGUUCCUGAUGGUCAUUGUCUACGCGUACGAAGCCCACCGCACCGUCCGUGGCGGGAGAGCCUGGCACGUGGCCGCUCUGCAGGACAGGAGUGGGUGCCUGGAGAGCAUCUGGCAGGGGUUGCCAUCCAUCCUGGCCUGGCUGGUGCCAGCGCUCACGUUCCUGGGACAGCUGAUCGCUCACGGCACCUCCAUCACCGAUAUCGCACCAAAACCCAUCGAGCCUAUCACGCCAUGGAAAGGCAACCGCUCCGAGACCUACAGCCUCUACUGCUCCAGCUGCCUUCUCCUCAUCCGUCGCGCUCAGGAUAUCUGCUACGAGUAUACAGCGAGGAAGGACGUGGGGCUGGAAGGGAAAAUCAUCUUCUUCUUGUACCUCCUGCUGGUGCUCAGCUGCUGCACGCUCCUGUACCGCAGGGUGAAGCUCUGGUGCCGGAGGAACGCCGCAGCGCCUUUGCUGACCCUGGAGAAGGACGGCUUCGCGAAGAAGAGCAUCGGCAGCGUCAGCAGAGUCUCCCACUACUUCCAGCUGGUUUUCCUGCUCUGUUGGGCACCAGCCUUCCUCCUCACCGUCCUCUCCUUCACCAGCAUCAAACCUGCAGCGGUUUUUGUCCUCUAUGUUGUUACAGCUUUGACCGUCUCCCUCCAAGGCUUCCUGCACAGUUUGGUCUACGGUUGGCUGAGGCAAAACUUCCGAGAGGAGGCAGUGGGCAAGAGGUCCUCCCUGUGGCAUCCGCGGGGCCUCAAGGCUUUCUACGAUGACUCCCUGGGGGCUGUUCCCUAGGUUGUCACCUCAUCCUGCUGCCUCCAGGUUGUCCAAAGCUUGAGUUGUACAUUCCCAGCAGAUCCCUGCAGCUGGGUAGGAUCUCCCUGGACUUCCUUUCAUGCCUGGAAAGUUGGAGCAUGGUGCCAACUGAUGGCAUUUCUGACAGCGGUGGGGGCUGAGGUGGCUCUGCUCCUGGUGGGAAGCCCACUCGGAGGCAACCCAACACCCCACCACCCACACCGUGCAGACAGUGACCCCACCAGAAGCUGCUGGACCAUAGGAGGUGGGACAGGAGCUCUCUAGAAGAAGGCUGCCCAUGUCCCGCACCACAACUGACUUAGCUGUGGGCAGCAGCAGGGCCUGCAGGCUCACGAGCAUUCCAAUGCUGCAGGAGAAGUUUGGCCACCCCCAACCCUUCCAGCAAUGGAACAUAAGCUGCGACUCCUCAGGAUGGUGGUGGUGGUUCCUCCUGUUUGGUUUGGUCUUGUUUCAGCGUUACGCCUUCUGUCAGAGCAAUCCAAGUUCCUCGCAGGGAUCGGGAAAAAGGGCUUACAAAUAAACGUGUUAUGGUUGAGGUGCUCCUGGGCUUUGCUGCUCUUCCAUGAGUAGCAGGAACAGGUGGCUCGUGCCUCCUUCCUGCCUCUGGGAAGGUUCUUGGCCAAGACCACGUCAACGGAGACGAAGAAGCCAUUGCUGGGAAUGAUUCAUAGAAUCAUAGAAUUGUCUGGUUGGAGAAGACCUUUGAGAUCAUCGAGUCCAACCAUCCCUGUCCACCACUAAACCGUAUCUCUGAGCACCUCAUCUUCCCAUCUUUUAAACCCCUCCAGGGAUGGGGACUCCACCACCGCCCUGGGCAGCCUCUGCCAGGGCCUGAGAACCCUUUCGGUGAAGGAAUGCUUCCUGAUGUCAAUUCUGAACCUUCCCUGGUGCAACUUGAGGCCAUUUCCUCUCAUCCCAUCCUUUGUUCCUUGGGAGAAGAGACCAACACCCAUCUUGGUACAACCUCCUUUCAGGUUGUAGACAGUGAUGAGGUCUCCUCUCAGCCUCUUUUUCUCCAGGCUAAACAAUCCCAGGUCCCUCAGCCGCUCCUCGUAACCCUUCUUCUCCAGCCCCUUCCUCAGCUCCAUUGCCCUUCUCUGGACACGCUCCAGGCCCUCAAGGUCUUUUGUAGAGUGAGGGGCCCAAAACUGAACCCAAGAUUUGAGAUGCAGCCUCACUAAUGCCGAGUCGAUGAGCACAAUCCCCUCCCUGGACCUGCUGGCCACGCCGUUUCUGAUC
Messenger RNA from Cuculus canorus (common cuckoo), 2799 nucleotides. Its product is annotated as transmembrane protein 116-like. Lineage: Eukaryota; Metazoa; Chordata; Aves; Cuculiformes; Cuculidae. Gene Ontology annotation, biological process: adenylate cyclase-activating G protein-coupled receptor signaling pathway. The coding region runs from base 448 to 1539 and encodes 363 amino acids. The record is from RefSeq and is a predicted model, not a curated record. Gene Ontology annotation, molecular function: G protein-coupled receptor activity. The transcript is spliced from 12 exons. Gene Ontology annotation, cellular component: plasma membrane.